Messenger RNA from Lichtheimia ornata, 816 nucleotides. RefSeq lists its product as uncharacterized. NCBI's taxonomy places the organism in Eukaryota, Fungi, Mucoromycota, Mucoromycetes, Mucorales, Lichtheimiaceae. The record is from RefSeq and is a predicted model, not a curated record. Bases 1 to 816 code for a protein of 271 amino acids. The transcript has 5 exons.
AUGGAUGGCAUUACAUACCUCGUUAAAGAACCUUUUCUCUCGUUCAUCAAGAAUUUGAUCGAUUCUAAAUUGGCUGAUGAUACCACAAAAACAAUCCGUAUCCUGGAUGUGGGCUGUGGUGAUGGCAGCUUUUGCAGACUCUUGGAUGCGCACUAUCAUGACCGAGUAAAGCUUACUGGCAUUGAUCCAGGCGAUGACAUUGCUAUGGCUAUCGAACAAUCCAACAAGGCCAUUGAAUUUUUAAAAGACACGUUUAUGAGCUAUGCUGACAAGGUCCAAGAGGCAUCCUUUGACAUGGUUAUCUUUACCAAAUCGCUUCAUCAUUGCCCUGAUGAGCCAAAAAUUACUGUGGCAAGAGCACGUCAACUCCUUGCACCCAAUGGUCUUUUUGUUGCGGAGGAAUUAUGGACGCACAUUAUUGAUGACGACGAACAUUCCCACAGGUGGCUCUUUGAUCGUGUGGAUCUUUUGCACGCCACAGGUACCAUGAUCAAAGAAAACGUGCGAAAGGAUUUUGUCCCAGCUUUGAAUACCCAAUUACCACUCGUGGAGCGCUGGCGUAUUAUUUUAAGUGGCUGCCGAGAGCAUACAUCCGCUGCAUGCAAGCAAGGCAUUUUAGACGUGUUUGGUCACGAGAAUACGCGUAUUACCGAGAAUGUGGCACAGCUGCGUGAAUUUUGGACAGCUCUCGGUCUCAAGGAUGAUGAGAGUGGCAAGGCUGCCAUGACAGAAUUGAUCCAACAAGAGGCACGGGCUGUCUCUAGUAAUGAAAUCAAGGGCAUUGGUAUUCUCUUUGUGUGUGAAAAUAAGCAAUAA